Molecule: messenger RNA, 3430 nt
Organism: Suncus etruscus (white-toothed pygmy shrew)
Lineage: Eukaryota; Metazoa; Chordata; Mammalia; Eulipotyphla; Soricidae
Gene: XRN2
Product: 5'-3' exoribonuclease 2
Exons: 30
Coding region: 79-2934 (951 amino acids)
Biological process (GO): nuclear-transcribed mRNA catabolic process
Cellular component (GO): nucleus
Molecular function (GO): RNA binding; 5'-3' RNA exonuclease activity
Source: RefSeq, a predicted model, not a curated record
UGCUCGAACUAGCGGCAGCGGCGGCGCUUCCCGUUCGUCUCCUAAGUUACGUCCGUCCGCCCGUCCGCUCGUCGGGCCAUGGGAGUCCCGGCCUUCUUCCGCUGGCUCAGCCGCAAGUACCCGUCCAUCAUCGUGAACUGCGUGGAAGAGAAGGCAAAAGAAUGUAAUGGUGUAAAGGUUCCUGUUGAUGCCAGUAAACCAAAUCCAAAUGAUGUGGAGUUUGAUAAUCUUUAUUUGGAUAUGAAUGGAAUAAUACAUCCCUGCACUCAUCCUGAAGACAAACCAGCACCAAAAAAUGAGGAUGAAAUGAUGGUUGCAAUUUUUGAGUAUAUUGAUAGACUUUUUAAUAUUGUAAGACCAAGACGACUUCUUUACAUGGCUAUAGAUGGAGUGGCACCACGUGCUAAAAUGAACCAGCAGCGUUCAAGGCGCUUCAGAGCAUCAAAAGAAGGAAUGGAAGCAGCAGUAGAGAAGCAGCGAGUCAGGGAAGAGAUUCUGGCAAAAGGUGGCUAUCUUCCUCCAGAAGAAAUAAAAGAAAGAUUUGACAGCAACUGUAUUACACCAGGAACUGAGUUCAUGGACAAUCUUGCUAAAUGUCUUCGCUAUUACAUAGCUGAUCGUUUAAAUAAUGACCCUGGGUGGAAAAAUUUGAUGGUUAUUUUAUCUGAUGCUAGUGCUCCUGGUGAAGGGGAACAUAAAAUCAUGGAUUACAUUAGACGACAAAGAGCCCAACCUAACCACGACCCAAACACUCAUCAUUGUUUAUGUGGAGCAGAUGCUGAUCUUAUUAUGCUCGGUCUUGCCACUCAUGAACCCAACUUUACCAUUAUAAGAGAAGAAUUCAAACCCAACAAACCCAAACCAUGUGGUCUUUGUAAUCAGCUUGGUCAUGAAGUCAAGGAUUGUGAAGGCUUGCCAAGAGAAAAAAAAGGAAAGCAUGAUGAGCUUGCAGACAGUCUUCCUUGUUCAGAAGGAGAGUUCAUUUUCCUCCGUCUUAAUGUUCUUCGUGAGUAUUUAGAAAAAGAACUCACUAUGGCCAGCCUGCCAUUUACAUUUGAUGUUGAGAGGAGCAUCGAUGACUGGGUCUUCAUGUGCUUCUUUGUGGGAAAUGACUUCCUUCCUCAUCUGCCAUCCUUAGAGAUUAGGGAAGGUGCUAUUGACCGUUUGGUUAACAUUUACAAAAAUGUAGUACAUAAAACUGGGGGUUACCUUACAGAAAGUGGUUAUGUCAAUCUGCAAAGAGUACAGAUGAUCAUGUUAGCUGUUGGUGAAGUUGAGGAUAGCAUUUUUAAAAAGAGAAAGGAUGAUGAGGACAGUUUUAGAAGACGACAGAAAGAAAAAAGAAAGAGAAUGAAGAGAGAUCAACCAGCUUUCACUCCUGGGGGAAUAUUAACCCCUCAUGCCUUGGGUUCAAGAAAUUCACCUGGUUCUCAAGUAGCCAGUAGUCCAAGACAUGCAGCCUAUGAAAUGAGGAUGCAGAAUAAUUCUAGUCCUUCAGUGUCUCCUAACACAAGUUUCACUUCUGACGGCUCUCCGUCUCCACUAAGAGGAAUUAAACGAAAGGCAGAAGACAGUGACAGUGAACCUGAGCCAGAGGAUAAUGUCAGGCUCUGGGAAGCUGGUUGGAAACAGCGGUACUACAAGAACAAAUUCGACGUUGAUGCAGCUGAUGAGAAAUUCCGCCGGAAAGUUGUACAAUCUUAUGUUGAAGGACUCUGCUGGGUUCUUCGAUACUAUUACCAGGGAUGUGCUUCUUGGAAGUGGUAUUAUCCAUUCCAUUAUGCACCAUUUGCUUCCGACUUCGAAGGUAUUGCAGACAUGCCUUCUGAUUUUGAGAAGGGAACUAAACCGUUUAAACCUUUGGAACAACUAAUGGGAGUAUUUCCGGCUGCAAGUGGUAACUUUCUACCUCCUUCAUGGCGGAAGCUUAUGAGUGAUCCUGAUUCUAGUAUAAUUGACUUCUACCCUGAAGAUUUUGCUAUUGAUUUGAAUGGGAAAAAAUAUGCAUGGCAAGGGGUUGCUCUAUUGCCAUUUGUAGAUGAACGAAGACUUCGAGCUGCCCUAGAAGAAGUAUACCCAGACCUCACUCCUGAAGAAAAUAGAAGAAAUAGUCUUGGAAAUGAUGUCUUAUUUGUGGGGAAGCAUCAUCAACUCCAUGACUUCAUUCGAGAGUUAUACCAGACCGGUUCUGCAGAGCCAGUGGAUGUACCACCUGAAUUAUGUCAUGGGAUUCAAGGAAAGUUUUCUUUGGAUGAAGUAGCCAUUCUUCCUGAUCAAACUGUAUGUUCUCCUGUUCCCAUGCUAAAGGAUCUGACACAGAAUUCUGCAAUCAGUAUUAAUUUUAAAGACCCACAGUUUGCUGAAGAUUUUGUUUUUAAAGCUGUAAUGCUUCCAGGUGCAAGAAAACCAGCACCAGUACUGAAACCUGGUGACUGGGAAAAAUCGAGCAAUGGACGACAGUGGAAGCCCCAGCUUGGUUUUAAUCGGGAUCGACGGCCUGUUGUGCAUCUGGAUCAAGCAGCAUUUAGGACUUUGGGCCAUGCUAUGCCACGAGGCUCGGGAACUGGUGUUUACAGCAACACUGCGCCACCACCUACAUCUUAUCAAGGAAACUUAUACAGGCCACUGUUGAGAGGACAAACACAAAUUCCAAAACUUAUGUCUAAUAUGAGACCCCAAGAUUCCUGGAGAGGUCCUCCUCCUCUUUUUCAGCAACAAAGAUUUGACAGAAAUGUGGGUGCUGAACCUCUCCUACCAUGGAAUCGGAUGCUCCAAAAUCAGAAUGCAGCCUUCCAGUCAAACCAGUACCAGAUGCUAGCUGGACCUGGCGGGUAUCCACCCAGACGUGAUGAUCGUGGAGGGAGACAGGGAUAUCCUAGAGAUGGAAGAAAAUACCCUUUGCCUCCCCCGUCAGGAAGAUACAGUUGGAAUUAGGCUUUUGUAAAGCUUUCCCAAAUCCUUUCAUCAUUCUACAAUUUUAUGCUCUUUGUGCAAAGAUUUUUUUCUCAAGUAGUAGUUUUUUUAAUAAAACUACAAUACUUUGUGUAUUUCUCUUAAUGUGUAUAUUUCUACUGACCUGAUCUCACUGUUUUAUGUUGCUUUCCAAAGAUGUGUGUGGCAUAAUCCAGUGGAUCUGAAUUUUGUAUUGCUUGUAAAACACAUUUGGUGAAAUUGGGGUACUGAUUUUUCAUUAUAGUGAAAAAUCCAACUAGCUGUGGAUUUCAGAACACAGUAUCUUCUGCAUCAAGGUUCAUGCUGAUUUUUAAUGCACAAUAAUUAGGUGUAAAUUCAUGUGCUGGAAAGUUCAACCAAGUAGAUUAUAUAUUGUUUGGUAUUUUUCUUUGGAAACAUUUCAUUAAUGUAUUUGUCUUAUAAAAUUUUUUGAACUUUAGUAAAAAAAAAUACAACAACAACAAAACAAACUUUUAAA